Hansenula anomala is the source of this 243-nucleotide messenger RNA. RefSeq names its product U4/U6-U5 snRNP complex subunit LSM6 (gene LSM6). Gene Ontology annotation, molecular function: RNA binding. NCBI's taxonomy places the organism in Eukaryota, Fungi, Ascomycota, Saccharomycetes, Phaffomycetales, Wickerhamomycetaceae. The transcript is spliced from 3 exons. Gene Ontology annotation, cellular component: nucleolus; P-body; sno(s)RNA-containing ribonucleoprotein complex. The coding region runs from base 1 to 243 and encodes 80 amino acids. The record is from RefSeq and is a predicted model, not a curated record. Gene Ontology annotation, biological process: maturation of SSU-rRNA; mRNA splicing, via spliceosome.
AUGUCAGAAGUAACAACAACAACCAUAUCAGCCCCAUCAAAGUUCAUCUCAGAUAUAUCAGGUGCUAAAGUCAUCGUGAAACUUUAUUCAGGUGAAGAAUACCAUGGCACUUUAGAUUCCAUUGAUGGUUACAUGAACAUCACAUUAGAAGAAACACAAGAAAUAGUCAGCAAUAAAGUCACCAGAAAAUACGGUGAUGUUUUCAUCCGUGGUAAUAAUGUCCUAUAUAUAUCACAAGCUUAA